UCCGGCAAGGAACUAUCCAUGGUUUUAUUGGUCCCAACGGAGCCGGAAAAACAACUACUUUAAAAUGCCUAAUGGACGGAAUAGAACCCAGUAGCGGAGAAAUUUAUUUGGACAACCAAAAAAUUCGCCAAAAUGAAUUAGUUAAUCAAAAAAUCGGUUUCAUGACCGAAAGAGUUAGAUUUAGUGAUAACAUGAGCGUAGAGAAUUUUAUUCAUUUAGCGGGUCAACUACGGAAUAUUUCCGCUUCGGAAAUAGAAAAACGCUUACGAAAAUCCGAUUUAAAUAAUCACCGCUAUAAAAAUUUCCUUGACGAACCAACUUCCGGUCUAGACCCUUCUUACCGCGGAAUUUUACUUAAACAAUUAGAACAUGCCCGCCAGCGAGGCGUUACUAUUUUAAUUUCUAGCCAUAUUCUAUCCGAUUUACAAAAAUUAGUUGAUGAGGUUACUUUUAUUGACAAAGGAAAAAUUGUUUACACAGGAGAUAAACCGGCUGAUAUUGAAGAAAUUUACGAAAAACUGAUUUUGAAAGAAAAAAUGAAACAGCCAGACCAAUUUACAGUUCAAGGUUCUAUUGAAAACAUACUUAGCAAAGUUUUCCAGCAAAAAAUUAACAUUUUAGCGGCUAGUCGCACCGAUAAAGGAGUUCAUGCUCUCGACCAGAAAUUUACCCUCCGCUUAAACCGCUUUUUCCCUCCCUCCGAACUGUUUAAUUUAUUAAAAAAAGUCCUUCGCCAAUAUGUCCUAAUUAAAAAAGUUCAAACCGUAGAUAAUAAUUUUCACCCUAUUCGGAAUGUGGUUAGCAAAGAAUAUCGCUACUUUAUUGAUACUGGCGAAUACAAUAUUUUUCAAAAAAAAAGUAAUUUUGCUAAAAUCCCCAAUUCCUUUUCUAACUCGCCGCCAAAGCAAAAAAAUCUACCUCCACCAAUACCUAAACCGCCACCCAUUCCUGUUCCAGACGAUUAUAUUGGUCAACUUUUAGAAAAAGGUUAUAAUGAUGCGGGGGUAACCAAAACUUUGUCUGUUACAAAAGAAGGAGAAAAAAUAAUAGGGGGAAAAUGUGAUGAUUUAGUAGUUAUCGUGCGGAAAAAAUCUGCUAAAGUUUCUUGUUUAUAUGCCAAUGCCGACGGACCAUUCUUCGGAACCUCCGGUGGAACCGCUUUUUACUUGGCUCUAAUAUCGGCUAUCCAUAAAAAACCUUUGCCGAACAAUUUAGCCUCGACCGGCGAAAUCAAAAUUAAUGAAAAGAAAGUAUCAGCAAUAGGGGGUUUACCAGACAAAAUUGAUGCUGCUUUUGAAAAAAGGACCGAAAUUUUAGUCCUUCCAGAAUCUAACAAAAAUUUUUUUAAAUUUGAAACUAAAAAUAAAAACAAACCGCCAACCGACCAACCACAACCCGAAAAAAAGGCCACUCUUCAUUUUGUCGAUAAUUGCCAACAAUUAAGAGAUUUAGUUUUCCAAAACAAAUUAAACUAA
Funneliformis geosporum is the source of this 1475-nucleotide messenger RNA. NCBI's taxonomy places the organism in Eukaryota, Fungi, Glomeromycota, Glomeromycetes, Glomerales, Glomeraceae. The record is from the annotation of a GenBank genome assembly.